Messenger RNA from Leptonychotes weddellii (Weddell seal), 1773 nucleotides. NCBI's taxonomy places the organism in Eukaryota, Metazoa, Chordata, Mammalia, Carnivora, Phocidae. The record is from RefSeq and is a predicted model, not a curated record.
UUAAGAAAAAAUCUGAAUCUUGAUUCCAUCGAUGUGUACUCUGUAUAAUUUGUAUAUCUUUGUGCACAAUUACAGUUUGGUAACCUCCACAACUCUUGGCAAGACUUCAUAAAGGCCAGAACUGUGUUUGCCCUGGCAAUAGCUCUACCCCACUGCUAGAGUCUAAGCUUCCCAAAGAUGGAGACUUAUUUUGUUCACAGUGCCUGCUUAAAGAGACCCACAGAUUUCAGUUGAGAUCACCGUGGCAGCCGUACCCUUCCUUCCUCAUGAGGAGCAGCAGCUCUUAUCAACAGCAACACUGACAGAACCUGUGUUUUGGACAAGGACCGAUGGCUUCAAGCCUAGGUUGGAGAGCAUGUGCACCAUUUCCCAUGAACCACUGUGGCGUCUUUCUGAAAGCUGUGAGAAGCAAUGGUCUUUCCUUGUUUCCCUGGGGCCAUUACCCCUGGAGAGGAACUGGAAGCUUUUUGGACCCUGAGAUGAAAGCUUUCCUGGAGGAGAACACUGAAGUCAGCAGCAGUGGCAGCCUCACCCCUGAAAUCCAGUUGCGGCUUUUGACGCCCAGAUGCAAGUUCUGGUGGCAAAAAGCUGACCUGUGGCCCUAUAGCGAACCUUACUGGGCAAUCUACUGGCCAGGAGGCCAGGCCCUGUCUAGGUAUCUUUUGGAUAAUCCUGAUGUUGUUAGAGGAAAGUCUGUGUUAGAUCUUGGGAGUGGAUGUGGAGCUACGGCUAUAGCUGCCAAGAUGAGCGGGGCAUCGAGGAUCUUGGCCAACGACAUAGACCCUAUUGCAGGAAUGGCUAUCACACUGAAUUGUGAGUUGAACCAACUGGAUCCUUUUCCCAUUUUAACCAAAAAUAUUUUGGAUUUGGAACAAGAUAAGUGGGACCUUGUUGUGCUUGGAGAUAUGUUUUAUGAUGAAGACCUUGCAGACAGUCUUCAUCAAUGGCUGAAGAAUUGCUUUUGGACCCAUAGAACUCGAGUCCUGAUUGGUGACCCUGGACGACCCCAGUUCAGUGGACAUAGCAUUCAACAUCAACUGCACAAAGUGGUAGAAUAUUCACUUCCAGAGCCUACCAGGAAGGAAAACAAUGGAUUGACAACAAGCACAGUAUGGGAUUUUCAGCCUUGAGUUGUCCAAGUGCUUCCAGGUGUGAAUAUAGCUAUGUUUGGGUUUAACCCUAAAAGACCUCCAGUUUAAAGCAUGUAGUAUCUUGUUUCCAAAACCUGAAGUCUUAAAGUUUUGUCAGCCUUUGUCAUGUAAUUUGUUCUGCAUUAUGCCAAAUAUACAAAUCCCUACCUGCAGUUUUCUGGUUUUGCUGCUGUAGGAAUAGGAUUCUAGAAGGCAACACCAAAAUGGUAGCAACAUGUAAUUUAAGUAGUGGAGAGGGAUGAGAAAGAAAAUGAGAAAGCAAUGUCUGUUUCUGUAGUUGAGGACAACUCUAUGAUGGAUCUUCAAAUUAGACACAAUACAAAAUAUAGAAUAGUACUGUAUUUCAAAAAAUGACCUGUAAAGAUCAGAGCUGCAUUUAGUGUGGUACAGAGUACAUGGGCUUUGGAGUCAGGCAACUCUGUCACUUUCUAGUUGGGACUUUAGGCUAGUUAAGCUCUCUGAGCUUUAAUUUCCUUAUCUAUAAAAUUGUAACAAACUUAAUAAACCUCACCUCAAGGCUAUUUUAUUAAAUGAAAGUAUAAAGUGCCUCAUACAGUAUUUAGUACAUAAUAGGACCUCAACUGACAGUCGUGGAUAAAAAUAAAGAUUUUAGAAUUUCCUA